AUGCCACAUAUCGACUCUUACCGAACCUGGAGUCGCCAGGUCCAUGGUCAAACCUACACGAUCUCAACAGACCCAAGGCUGAUCCAGUAUGAUGCCCUCGAUGCAGCCUUCCGGUCUGACAUGCUUUACUGGGCGCAGCCCCUGUCCCCAGAGCUGAUGCAACGCUGCGUGGAGCAAUCGCUCUGUUUUGCGCUGUAUGUUGUAGAUAAUGAUGGAAGGAUAAAAGGAGAGCAAAACGAUGUUCAUGGGAAUACGGAGACAAAAGGAACCGAGACUCUCCAGGAUCCUGAAUCCAAGAUUCAGAUGGUCGGUUUUGCACGGCUCAUUACCGACCAUGUCACAUUCGGAUACCUCACCGACGUGUAUGUUCUUUCCGAACACCAGGGCCGGGGCUUAGGCAGGUGGAUGAUGCAAUGUUUGAACGAAGUGGUCAGCGAAUGGCCUAUGCUGCGUAGAUGUAUACUGUUCACUCGCGGCGAAACGGCCGCUCGAAUGUAUCGCAAAACGAUUGGAAUGAUGGAGUGGGAUGGGCAAAAGGCCGGCCUGAUUUUCAUGGAGAGGCCUGGACCUGGGAAGAGAAUACCGCAAGGAGAUGGGACAGAGAAAGAGGACAAGUCGGUAUGA
Molecule: messenger RNA, 624 nt
Organism: Thermochaetoides thermophila DSM 1495
Lineage: Eukaryota; Fungi; Ascomycota; Sordariomycetes; Sordariales; Chaetomiaceae
Product: N-acetyltransferase-like protein
Exons: 2
Coding region: 1-624 (207 amino acids)
Molecular function (GO): acyltransferase activity, transferring groups other than amino-acyl groups
Source: RefSeq, a predicted model, not a curated record